AUGGCAAACCAGUGGCUCUCGUUGAUUUUAGCGGAUGAUGACAAACGCGACCGAAACGUCCCACAGCUAACCAGCAGGAUGGGUACCGAAGGCAAUUACGAAGGUAAGAGUGAGCACCAGCAGAUUCCAUCGACCGACCGCGGACUCGGACUCGCGCAUUCGACAGAGGGCGCGGGCGCAUACAUCAUGCGGGCGUCGAGGCGGGAGCGGGAGAGGCUCCUGGGAGGAGACGCCCCGCCGGGCGCCGGGGGCGGGGAUAAGAGAUGGUCUCCGUACGAAGUGGCGUGGGCCGCCGGCGACCCGUAUCGCACCUGGGCGGUACCCGGCUUAGCCGCGCUGAGCGUCUACCUCUUCCUCGAGGCGCAAACCUCCGAGAUGUGGAUCGCGCGGGGGGGCACGGACGUGGCGGUGUCGGGCAGAAAACCGUCGAGCACCGUCGCGUCCGUCAGCUAUAACCUACCGGACACGGUGCUCGAGCUCUUCCGCUCGAGGGAGCACCUGCUCGGCGCGCUCGUGCUCGUCUUCUCGGGCAUCUGGCCGCACGUCAAGCUCGCGUCCGCGCUCUUCGGCUGGUUCGUUCCGAUGAACGAGCGAACCCGGACGCGCUGGCUCUACUGGUCCGCCGCGCUCGCGUCGUGGUCGUUCUUCGACGUCGCCGUGGUCAUCCUGUGCUCGCUCUCGCUUCGGGCGUCUGUUCACGAGGACAUCGCGGGGUUAGCCAGCGCGGGGUUCGCCGUCGCCGUGCACCCGCUCGCGGGAACCUACUGGUUCUGCGCCGCGGUCGUCCUGAGCGCGUUCACGUCGCACACGGCCGUGACGCAUCACUCCCAUCUCACGCGAAAGCACGUGCGAGGACCCGACCCCGGCGAGACGGCGGUGGAGAAACGGCUGUACACCGAAUGGAACGCCGCGGGGACGGUGUACAAGAAACGUCCGACGGUUCGGUUCGCGGUGUACGCCGCGUUGGGAACGUGCGCGGCGCUGACGGUGUGCGGGGCGGUCUCCCCGUGGGCCACCGCGAAGUACCGCCUCCCGGUUUUCAACGACGACGUUCGCAUGAGCGAUCGGCGUAAGUGGACCGUCGUGAUUGAGGACUUCGCCGUUCGCGGUAACGAACGGCGCAUCGUCCCGAUCGCCAACGACGUGGAGGUCGCGACGACGAAGGCGUCGGUGGAGGCGAUGGUGACCCUCCUCGACGCCGCGGAUGAACUUCCGGAUGUUCCGUCGAUACCGGAUGAGUCGUGGUCGCCCUUCGACGUGGCGCGAGACCUCGCGUUUGCGCCCGUCGGGGACGGGAUUCGGUCCGACGACGGCGAGGGCGGGUGGAACGGGUUCAACCCCGUCGGGCAGUGGUUCCUAUCCGGCGUCUUCCUCGUCGCGGUCGUCGCCGCGCCGAUGGCUCGGCUCACCGUGCACUGGCUGUCGUUCACGUCGACGUGGUUCGGGCUGGUCGAACACGAUCGGCUGGUGCGUUUCGGCGCCGCGUGCGGCCGUUUCGGGGGCGUGGAGGUGACCUUGCUGGCGUUAGGCGUGAUGUGCGCGAGGAUGCGCGAGGCGAGCGAGGCUUUGAGCGAGCGCUUCGGCGGGUGCGUGUCGUUAACCGGGGGUUCGGGUUAUGGUUCGGGUAACGAAGACGGCGACGACGACGUUCAGUGCUUCGCCGUUACUCUGCGUUUGGAGCGGGGGGCGUGGAUCGCGCUCUGCGGGGCGUGCGCGUCCGGUGCGACGACGUGGGCGUUGGGUCGGCUACAGGAGAACGCGAGGGCGGCGGUGGUGGAGGGGGCUUUCGUCGGCGGCGCCGGAGACGACGGGGGCGCGUUGAUUUCGAAGGACGCCGGAGAGAGCGGGUCCGUUCAAGCGGGGUCCACGAGCCCGAGGGCGCGGAAGGGCGGCGGAGGGGGCACGCGGCCGAUCGCGGACGUCCGGGACGUGGACUGGAGCCUGACGUACGGCGGCGGAGGGGAACGGGUCGCGGAUUGGUGAUUUGAGUUGAGACGCGUUGAGACGAGAAGCAACCCGUCCAUUCAAAAAUUUCUCAG
Messenger RNA from Micromonas commoda, 2039 nucleotides. RefSeq lists its product with no specific name. The record is from RefSeq and is a predicted model, not a curated record. The transcript has 3 exons. Lineage: Eukaryota; Viridiplantae; Chlorophyta; Mamiellophyceae; Mamiellales; Mamiellaceae. The coding region runs from base 1 to 1983 and encodes 660 amino acids.